AGUCUUGUUUGUGUUUACAUUCAGUGUUUGAAUGAAAACAACAAUUGAUGAGUGGUUUGACACCAAAGGCUGAAGACUCGGAUCACUUCCACAGCCACUGAAGAGAUGUCGGAGUCGACGGAGAGUCGCACGAGAGGUACGAAACCCAAGAGUAUUGUCUGGAAGUACUACAAGACAGAGGAGGACACGGAUGGCCACAAAGUGCUGAAGUGUUGCUUCUGUAGCACUGGAUUCACGGCAUCGGUGGCCAGGAAUGCGACUAAACUGAGACAACAUCUCAUCCGCAAGUGUCGGGACAUCCCAUCGCACGUGAAGACUGAGUUUGUCGACGACAUCGAGGAUGAGAAUCGACACCAAUUCAAUCGCAUUGUGAUCAAAGACUUGGACACACGGGUGAUGAACAAGAGGAGCGGAACUAUGAGUCAAAUAAUAACGAAAAUAAUUGUGAAGAACCGACCGAAAGGUGAUGUGAAGCCGCGCCUGAAGAACAUGUUGAGAGUGGAGGACUCAUCGGAUGAGUUGACGGGCACCACAGAUAUGACAGAUAUGUUGAGUAGGAGUGAACUGAAGACAAGAGUGCGGACUCUGGAAGAGGAGAACCUGCGGCUGAACUCACGGCUCGAGUUGUGUCGCAAACAAAACGAUGCUUUGAUACAAAUGACUAAACAUCUGGAGCUGAGUCUGAAACUGAUGGAGAAGUUGGAGGCCAUCAACAAAAUGCAUUCAAUUAGAUUCGAUGACAACGAGGCAGAAGUGGAUGGACUCACGGAUGAGUUGAACACCAAUAAUGAGUCGGCGGAAGAGUGGAGACAAAAGUUGAAAGUCAUUGACAGACAGUUGUGGGCGGAGAAGGAGAGAGAAGAUAACUAUCAGAGAAAUAGUGAGAAGACGAUUAACUCGAAGACCCAAAGGCCUCAGUCGUCGAUUUGGAAGUACUAUAAACUGGGGGAAAGGGAUCAGACGGACGGCUUGCGGGCAAUUGAGUGUCUAUUCUGUAGCAAAACGUUUCGCCACAAGAAUCUGAACGCCUUUAAGAGCCGAACCCAUAUCGUGGAGAACUGCGAGAAGUGUCCGCAAGAUAUCAAAGAAAAGGAGAACAUUUGGUCGGAACCGCAGCCCAAGUCGAAGGUCGACAUCUGGAGUCACUUUAAGCUGAGUAAUAGUGAGGACAAGACAUGUGCUGAGUGUCAGUAUUGCGGACAUAAAUACUACUACAGAAACGCAACCAAAUGUAGACAACAUUUAGUCUUCAAAUGCCAACAAAUCCCGUUUGACGUCAAAGAAACCAUUCGUAACCAAUGCGACCAAAGUUUUCUCAAUAAUUCCAAGUCUUUAGAACCCAUUAAAACCAGACUUUCCAACAUUUGGAACCAUUACCAUAGUAGUGAUGAUAAUGAAGGCAAACAAACAUAUCGUUGUAUUUAUUGUAGACAACAGUAUUCGACGAGAAAUGCCACCAAAUUUCGACAACAUUUGGUCGACCGGUGCGAAAGUGUUCCCCAAGAGGUUCGCGACGAGUUGGCCACCGAGUGUAUGGAGUCGACGCGCACCUGGACUCAGGCAAAGGUCCCGGUUUGGUCUCACUUUGAACUCUGGGAAGAGACGGGCAAACAGAUGUGUCGGUGCGCCUACUGUGGCAUUACAUACGCCUAUAGAAACGCCACUAAAUGUAGAAUUCAUUUGAUGAUGAAAUGCGAUAAAAUUCCGGUUGACUUGAGGUUUAAAUUACGCAAAGAGUCCAAUGAGUUGUAUACGAGUGCACUGGCGGCUAAAACUCAACCAAAACAGAAAAAGCCUAAAGCAAGGAAAAUGUACGUCAAAACGGGUCCUAUAAUCCGAAAACCAAAGUCUAGGAUUUGGGAGUUUUUUCUGGAAGAUAAGGACGGGAAGGGCGAUACCAUACGGCGCUGUACUUUCUGUGAACACGUAUUUGGUUCGGGAACGAGUCGUAACGCAACUAAAAUGAGAGACCAUUUGGCGCUCUUUUGUAAGUCUAUUCCCGAAGACGUUAAGAAUAGGAUCGUUGACGAGAACACUAAGUACGGGCGACCCUAUCGUAAUAAACCUCCGCAACCACUCAAAUGGCUGGAGUGCUGUUGGCCCGGCUGUGAGAUGAAGUUCCCUAAAAGAUCUCGACUUCUUAACCAUCAGAGAGUACAUACGGGUGAUAUAGUUCGGGUGCCAUGCGAUUGGCCCGGUUGUGAGUGGACUGGGAGGUCACGGCAUUGCGUGACAAUUCAUAAAUAUAUACAUACCGGGGAGAAGCCCUAUCACUGCGAUUGGCCGGGAUGUGAGUUCAAGACCGCCAAACCUUCCAGUCUUUGUGUUCAUAAGAUGAGACACAAGAAUCUGUUGCGUUACAAAUGCGAUUGGCCUGACUGUGAGCGCACAUUCCUCACCUCAUCGCAGCGCACUGUCCACAAAAUGGUUCACAUGGGUAUCAAACCGCACGCCUGUCAGUACUGCGACAAACGGUACCCGCAANUGUUGCGUUACAAAUGCGAUUGGCCUGACUGUGAGCGCACAUUCCUCACCUCAUCGCAGCGCACUGUCCACAAAAUGGUUCACAUGGGUAUCAAACCGCACGCCUGUCAGUACUGCGACAAACGGUAUCCGCAAUUGAAUAAAUUAAAGGUUCACCAAAAUAAACAUCAUUUCAAUGAAAUGCGAAUUAAUUCGUAUAACGUU
Messenger RNA from Oppiella nova, 2688 nucleotides. The record is from the annotation of a GenBank genome assembly. NCBI's taxonomy places the organism in Eukaryota, Metazoa, Arthropoda, Arachnida, Sarcoptiformes, Oppiidae.